AUGUUCAGUUGGUAUCAACGAAGCUUAAUUCAGCGCCCCGUCUUGACCCAAAGUUUAACCACAGCGUGUCUCUUCGCCGUGGGCGACGGUCUCGCGCAGCAAGGGGUGGAGAAGAAAGGCAUUGCUCAACAUGAUGUAACCCGUACUGCCCGCAUGGCACUCUACGGUGGAGCUGUGUUCGGUCCGGUUGCCACCAAAUGGUUUCAAUUUCUGCAAAACCGCAUCCAUCUGGGCACUCCGGGGAAAACCCUCGUGGCUCGCGUCGCCACGGACCAGUUAGUUUGUGCUCCGACCAUGAUUGGCGUUUUCCUCUCCAGCAUGUCCCUCAUGGAAGGAGGUGAUCCGAAGGAGAAGCUGAAGAAGACGUAUUGGGAGGCCCUCCGGACCAACUGGACGAUCUGGCCCGCCUUGCAGACCGUGAAUCUGUAUCUUGUACCGCUGCAGUACCGAGUUCUGACGGUCAAUAUAUUCAACAUUGGGUGGAAUUGCUUCUUGAGCUUCUUGAACAAUGCCGAGAAGGGCCAUCUUCAAGAGCUACCCGUUGUCUGA
Molecule: messenger RNA, 549 nt
Organism: Aspergillus pseudonomiae
Lineage: Eukaryota; Fungi; Ascomycota; Eurotiomycetes; Eurotiales; Aspergillaceae
Product: Mpv17/PMP22 family protein
Exons: 5
Coding region: 1-549 (182 amino acids)
Cellular component (GO): cytoplasm; membrane; mitochondrion
Source: RefSeq, a predicted model, not a curated record